AUGGGAGAUAAUAAAUGUUUUGAGGCACGUGAAAACAUUUUAAAGUUUCAGGAAGAGAUGCUUAACAUCAAAAGCUUUGAAAAUGAAAUGAAACAAAAGGAAAAGGAGGUCAUUUUCCAGAAGAGAAUUGAAAUAAAUUCACAUGAAGAAAGCAUAAUCCCAGUUCGAUCAAAUUUGGAAAUUUAUCAAAAGUAUACAAUUGAAUCUAUGGAAUUGAGUAAGGAAGAAAACAGUGUUUCGUCAAAAAAUAAGGUAGAAAAUGUACAAGAAAGGAGAAAAAUAGCAAAUGAAUGGAAGGAAAAAGGAAAUGAUUUUGUCAAAUUAAAGGAUUAUGUUUCAGCAAUUAACAUGUACUCGAAAGCCAUUGAUAUAUAUCCAGACGACCCAGUUUUUUACUCAAACAGAUCUCAAUGUUUUUUGAAUUUAGAGAACUACGGUGAAUGCAUCAACGAUGCAACAAAUGCCCUAAAGUUGGACAUACAUUUAUCAAAGGCUUAUUAUCGUCGCAUGAUGGCAUAUGAAAAACUUAAUGAAAAUAUUAAAGCUCUUCAGAAUUGUCAGGAAUGGAUGAGUACAUUGCCAAACGAUCAAUUAGCAAAGAACUCUUAUGAUCGCAUUCACAACAAAAUCAUAGAAUUCACAAAACAAAAAGAAAAGAAAAAAAUCCGAUGGUCUCGAUUGACAGAUUUCAACAAUUUCAUAUAUGAUAAGCCAUUACAUGCUCAGUCAAAAAAGAGUGUCCAAAAAGUCAACGUAACGCUCAAAAAAUCACAUUCUCCAAUUCCAGAUGACGUUAUAGAUACAAUUUUCAACAAUAACACAGGAGAACAUAAUGACACUUCUGAACAUGAUUCAAAACUUUUCAAGGCGAAUUUCCUAUCAAGUUCUUAUAUCAAACCUAAGCCUUUAAUUAUAGAAGACAAAAAUAUUGUAAAUGAAGCCAAUGAAAUUUUAAAAGCGAAUGAUAAGAAAGGACACGAAGAAAUACCAAAUUUGGAAAAUAUCGAAAAAAUUAAAAACGAAUUAAUCAUCCUUCCGCAAACUGGGCCUCAAUUUUAUGCUGCAUGGAAAGAACUUACUGACGAAUUAAGGUUCUUAUAUUUAAAAAAUAUAGCUGAAAAUAACGUUAAAAUAGGAAAACUCCUUGGAGCUCAACUCAAUAGCGAAAUGCUUGCACAAAUCAUACAAGUUGUUCAUAAAUAUUUUAUAUCAUACAAAAUCUCGUAUAUUGAUUUCAUCCACGAAUUAAGUAAAAAUUCUGAGUUGUCAGUUCUAUCAAUGUUUUUGGAAAAUGAAGAUAAGAAAAAUUUAGAGGAGCUUCUCAAUAUUUUCCAAAAUGAUAACGAUGAUACAUUCCUGGUUAAACAAGUUCGUCAAAAUUUCGACAUUUAG
Molecule: messenger RNA, 1392 nt
Organism: Chironomus riparius
Lineage: Eukaryota; Metazoa; Arthropoda; Insecta; Diptera; Chironomidae
Source: the annotation of a GenBank genome assembly